UCCGCAUGCUCAACACUGGUUUUUCAGGGUGCUGUCAAAAAUGAAGUGGAAGUGAGUGUGCAGUUCGCGCAAAAAAUGGGCGACGACUGCAGUGCUCUUGGCAGAGGAGCCCAUAGCGACGUAAAUAGCUUGAUAAAUCGCAUAUUUUGGUGUUGUUUAUGCUUUUCAAUUGCCUUCUACUUCGUUCACAAGAUCGUGCAGGCCCUCCUGAAAACAUCGAGCACCCCGCGAUACAAAUGGCACCCAACAUUUCGUCAUAUUUGGAAUAUUUCAUUCUACAGCGGCUCCACUGUGUUCCUCCACUUCUACCAUAAGACUUUCAUAGCGCCGGAAAUUGAGAAGGAAGUUCGCCACUAUUUCCCCAAGUAUGAGAAUCUUCUCCUCUUCACACCAAAUGAAGAAACCACCAAAUUCAAUGAUAUCUUUGUCAUUGUCAUCACCUUCCAUCUCAUUGCAAUUGUGCUGGAUUUGCGCGAAUGUGAUUAUUCUGAGGCAGCUCAGCGUGUGCUGUUUUCCUCUGUUCUCGUGAUAUUUUACUUCUUAAGAUAUGAACAUUACUUUGUAUUAUUGAAUAUAAGUGUUGGACUGAUGGGAUUUGCCACAGAUGUACUGCUCCUUUCAGCACUCCACACAUCCACCUCGAGAGACAUUCUCUUUAUCCUAUAUGCCACAUGCCGCUUCAUAACGUGGUCCUACGUCUUCCUAAACCUCAUGCCAUUCAAAUUCCUCCUGCCGACACUCUAUGUCAAGAAUUUCAAUGCAUGGCUCAACAUUUUCUCCUGGCUCUGGUACGGCUCGUGUGUGUGGAAUUCCCCCAUUCUGCAAUUUAUCUACCAUCAGACGUUUCACAUUGCACCCAUUGAGUGCAUUGGGGGUGGAAAUGUGGCCAAAUGCAUCAUGCUUAAGGAUUCACCGGAUGUUAGACACUAUAAAACACUCCAGAAAUCCGUUCUAGAAGUCAAAUUGGCCUCUGAGAAAACUAAUGGCAAUGCAGCAUCCACGGAGACUUCAUCUGCACGAACAUUUCAGACGAUUAAAUGCAUGAUGACACUAAAGAGAAAAUUGAGGCGAAUACGUGAAAAUCGUGAUGGUAAAGUGAAAAAUGACGACGCGUCUGGCGAAGAGGACGCUGAGGGUUUAUCAAAAGUUGAUGAGAAUGGCACAGAGGGGAUUGCGGCUCAUUUGGACAAGUAGCUCUUUUAAUAUUGGAAGGAAUUUUGAAGACAAAACGCAUGCUUUACACGUAAUUUAAUUUUAUCACUAUUUAACAUUUUAUCUUUGUUCCUGCGUUUUUGUAAAAGCGUUGUGUUGUCUUUUCUUACGACUGUCUGUGAAUGUGACGAAGAAGAAGCCAUUUAAUGUGAAUAUAUUUUGUAUCCCACAAAACGCAAGAAGAAGCCUAAAAGAUGCCACCACGAAAAAAAGAUAGAAAAAUAAGAGUAAAAACAAAGCUCAAAAGAAAU
Molecule: messenger RNA, 1463 nt
Organism: Lutzomyia longipalpis
Lineage: Eukaryota; Metazoa; Arthropoda; Insecta; Diptera; Psychodidae
Exons: 7
Coding region: 76-1194 (372 amino acids)
Source: RefSeq, a predicted model, not a curated record